This is a messenger RNA of Culicoides brevitarsis, 839 nucleotides long. RefSeq names its product translationally-controlled tumor protein homolog (gene Tctp). Gene Ontology annotation, molecular function: calcium ion binding. Bases 171 to 689 code for a protein of 172 amino acids. The transcript is spliced from 2 exons. Gene Ontology annotation, cellular component: cytoplasm. The record is from RefSeq and is a predicted model, not a curated record. Lineage: Eukaryota; Metazoa; Arthropoda; Insecta; Diptera; Ceratopogonidae.
GCAUCGUUCCUUUUGUCAUUCAGGUACCAAAGCAGAACAUUUGGUGCGAUAAAAACCCACGUUUUCUCGGACUUUUUGGCAUUUUAAUUGCGUUCAGUGAGUGUUAAACAGUGCACUUGUGUCCCCCAACUCUCGUUUAGAUAAAAAAUCCGCCGCAAAUCAACAGCAACAUGAGAAUUUACAAGGAUAUCUUCACCGGUGACGAAAUGUUCUCCGACUCAUUCAAAAUCAAGUUGAUUGAUGACGUAUUGUACGAGGUACAGGGCAAACUUACCCAGAGAUCACAGGGAGAUGUGCAACUCGAAGGCGCCAAUCCAUCUGCCGAGGAAGCUGAUGAGGGUACCGAGACUGCGGUCGAAUCCGGUAUCGACGUUGUCUUGAAUCAUCGUCUCGCCGAGUCAUAUGCCUUCGGAGACAAGAAAUCUUUCACUCUCUACUUGAAGGAUUACAUGAAGAAGGUCCUCGCUAAACUCCAAGAAACACACCCCGAUCAAGUUGAGGUCUUCAAAACGAACGUCAACAAGGCCAGCAAGGAUCUCCUCACGAAAUUCAAGGAUUUGCAAUUCUUCACUGGCGAAUCCAUGGAUUGCGAAGGUGCCGUCGCCAUGGUUGAGUACCGCGAUGUCGAUGGAGAGUCCGUACCUUUCUUGUAUUUCUUCAAACACGGCUUGGAAGAGGAGAAAUUCUAAAUUCUUCUGGAUGAGAUUCGAUGAUGAUCAGAUAAUAAGAUAAUAAAAAAAAAAUAUUUUGCUUACACAUAAUUUAUUUCAUUCUCAAUUUCAUAUUUUUGUUUUAAACGAUCAAUCAAUAAAAUUUUCAGUUUAAUUCUUUUUUACCGA